Messenger RNA from Brassica oleracea var. oleracea, 1219 nucleotides. RefSeq names its product pentatricopeptide repeat-containing protein At1g22960, mitochondrial-like. Gene Ontology annotation, molecular function: protein binding. Bases 25 to 876 code for a protein of 283 amino acids. Lineage: Eukaryota; Viridiplantae; Streptophyta; Magnoliopsida; Brassicales; Brassicaceae. The transcript has 2 exons. The record is from RefSeq and is a predicted model, not a curated record.
UGCUGCUUGGUAUGUCGGCUCCUGAUGUUGUGUCUUACAUGCGACCAUGUGAAGACGUACACGACUCUUGUAAAAGGAUUCGUCAAGAAAGGGAAUCUAUCCAUGGCUACUGCAACUUACGAUGAGAUGUUGGAGAAAGGGAUCAAGCCUGAUAGAUAUGCAUGCACUACAAGGCUCGUGGGUGAGCUGCAGCUUGGAGAUAAAGACAAAGCGUUUCGUCUGCAGGAAGAGAUGGUGGCUAAGGAUCAUAACGCUCGAGAUCUGAUCAGUUAUAACGUUUGUAUAGAUGGACUCUGCAAGGUUGGGGAUCUGGAGAGAGCGAUUGAGUUUCAGCGGAAGAUUUUUAGAGAUAGCCUCGUCCCUGAUCAUGUUACUUACACCACGGUUAUUCGUGCUUAUCUGGAGAAGGGACGGUUUAAGAUGGCCAAGGUCUUGUAUCAAGAGAUGCUGAGGAAAAAGUUGUCUCCCUCUGUGGUUACCUACUUUGUGUUGAUUCAUGGUCAUGCGAAAGUGGGAAGGCUACAACAAGCGUUUCAAUAUUCAGGCGAGAUGGAGAAGAGAGACGUUCGUCCAAAUGUCAUGACGUGCAACGCUCUUCUACAUGGGAUCUGCAAAGCUGGUGAGAUAGAUGAAGCUUACAGAUACUUCCGCAAGAUGGAAGAAGAUGGGAUUCCACCGAACAAAUACAGCUACACUAUGCUUAUAAACAAGAACUCUGACCUUGGUAAAUGGGAGGAGGUUGUCGAGUUGUAUGGAGAGAUGCUAGAUAAAGAGAUUGAGCCGGAUGCUUACACACGCUGGGCCUUGUUCAAGCAUUUGGAUAAAGAUCACGCAGCACGAGAGGUUGAGUUCCUUGAAAAGAUAUUACGCAGUUGAAGAGAGGAAGCAGAGGUGCUGACUUUGAAUGAACAUAUUUUUCUUGGAGCUGGCCGGUUUUGUCCCUGAGAGUGCAUAUGGUUCAAUUUUACAAUUACUAUGCACAGAAGUCUUUGUUGAUGGCUCAAGCUUGAUUGGGGAAAACACAGCUAGCUCUAAGCUAUGGCCGGAAUCUAUCCAGUGUUGUUGAAGCUCGUUUACUUGAGCAUAUAACUCACUCUUACCUGCAAGUAUGGCAGAGGCAAGAAGAAAAGGAAUAAAAAGAAGACACAUAAAUGGUGUUGUUUGCAAGAAGAUUCAUGUGUAUUUGUUUAAUUCAUUGAAAACAUUUUUUUGGGGAAAG